CAACAUCCGUUCAAUGGCUGGAGGACAAGAAAAAUGGUAUUUUACAAAAGAGCAGUUGAAUUCUCCAAGCAAAAAAUGUGGCUUAGAUGCAGAUAAAGAAUUAGCUUAUCGGCAGCAGGCCGCGAACCUAAUCCAGGAUAUGGGCCAGAGGCUUCAGGUCUCACAACUAUGUAUCAACACAGCUAUUGUUUAUAUGCACCGGUUCUACGCGUUCCACUCAUUCACACAGUUCCACAGGAACGCUAUAGCAGCCGCUGCCCUGUUCCUCGCCGCAAAGGUCGAGGAGCAGCCCAGAAAAUUAGAGUUUGUAAUAAAAGUGGCCCACGUCUGCCUCCACAGAGGUGAGAGUGUAAAUGGACUCACCACUGAACAAUAUACAGAACAGGCGCAGGACCUGGUAUUCAACGAGAACGUACUCCUACAGACAUUAGGGUUCGAUGUUGCGAUCGACCACCCGCACACGCACGUGGUACGCACGUGUCACCUUGUAAAAGCUCCAAAGGAUUUGGCGCAGACCUCAUAUUUUAUGGCAUCGAACAGUCUCCAUUUAACGACAAUGUGCCUACAGUACAGGCCGACGGUUGUGGCCUGCUUCUGCAUACAUUUGGCAUCGAAAUGGAGCAACUGGGCGAUACCACAGUCGCACGAGGGCCGGCACUGGUUCUCGUACGUGGACCGAAGCGUGACUACCGAGCUCCUCGAGCGAUUGACCGCUGAGUUUCUGCACAUAUUCGACAAGUGUCCCUCACGGCUCAAGAGGAAGAUGAUGUCGAUGACUACCAACAGUGGAGGGUCCCCGCAUUCAGGCGCCCACGCGAGUACCUCGGGCUCCGGUGCGGGCUCGGCUGACAAGAAGCACUCCAUCGCGGGACCCUCUGAUGAAUUCGACAAGUCUUUCGACAAAGAGUACGAAAGGGAAAGGCGUCGUCAACCAGUUCCUGGUGGCUACGUACCGGCCACGGCUGCACCGGCCAACGCGCAGCAACCGCAAAAGAUAGACUAUAACCUGUACAGAGAAAAGAGAGAGAGAGAGGAACGGGAGAGAGAGAGACGGCAAGCCGCCAUGCAGCAACCCAGACCGGGCGCCCCUCCCGCCAGACCCGGGCAACCUCCGCCCCACCACAGGCCGUCGAGCCAACACCACAAACCCCAUCAUCCCUGGCCGCAUCACGCCAAGCCACCCCACCACAAGCCCCCCCAGGAUCACCGGCACCACCGGCCCGCGGCGGGCCCCGGGCCGCCUGCCGCCGCGCCCCACCCGCCCCACCCGCCCCACACGCCCCACACGCCCCACACGCCCCACCCGCCGCCCGAGCAGCAGCGGACGAGGCCGCCCUCGCUGUUCUCCCCGGAGAACGCCACCGCGCCCCUCGCCGCCGCGACGGCGCCGCGCCGCGCGCCCGCGCCGCCCCCGCCCGCGCCCGCGCCCCGCAAGGAGCCCCGCCCCGCGCCGCCCCCCGCCGCGCCCCCGCCCGCGCCCGCCAGCCCGCGCCGGCGGCCCGACCCCUCGCUCGCCGUGCGCGACAUGCAGCCGCCCGCGAUACUGUCGCCGUUCUCGUCGCCGCCCGGCGUCAAGCAGGAGCCGCAGCAGCAGCGUCCCCGGCCGCGGGUGCCUUCCGCUUCGGAGCCGGAGCUGGUACCGGUGAUGAAGAAGAUAGACGAGACGCCCGGCUACGAGAAUGUGCUGCGAGACUCGCAGCGCGGCUCCUCUAUCCGGACGAAGCCGCCCGAGCAGAGGAAGCCGGAGCCGGCCAGGUCUCUCAACGGCAUAGAGACGGACCCCACGCUCGUCUCGAAUCUCCUGAAAGAGAGUCUGGCGAAACCCGUCCCGAUCACGGUCCCCACGGAGAGAAAGUCGCCCGAAAUAAAGCGUGAGCCGGUCGAUCCUCCCCCUCCCGCCCCCGUCCCGCAACAGCCCGAUCCCGCGCCCCCGACUCAACCCCCCACCGAAGCCGAACACAAACACAAAAAGGAAAAGAAAAAGAAAGACAAACACAAACACAAAGACCGCGAUAAAUCCAAAGAGGAGAGGAAGAAACACAAGAAGGAUAAAGAUAAAAAGAGGGAGAGCCCCCCGCCGGUGGCGGCGGAGGCCCCGGCGGAUGGGGCCCUGCGGAUCACCAUCCCCCGGGAGAAGCUCGCCUCCAGUCCAGGUCUCAAGAUCAAGAUACCCAAAGACAGGCUUGCCGCGCCGCCGCCCCCGCCGCAGUCCUCCGGCCUCAAGAUCAAGAUCUCCAAGGAGGUCUUGGAGACGUCGAGGAAGAGGAGCGCGGGACCGGAGCCCGGGCCUCCGCCGAAGAUGGCCAGGCACAACGGAGCGCCAGCACCCAAGGUGGUCGAGCCAGGAUUGGGGAACGGGCAUGCGGCCAAGUGACGUCACUUCCGCGCUCGCCAUAGCGCCACGUGUGUCGACGUUCCUCCGCAACAACUUACGGACCUCACUAGUGUAGUGUAACGGUUUCUACCGACUUUUUUUUCAGUUUUUUUUCUGUUGACACGGACGGUUUUGGCUCGUACGGUCGUCGCAAGUUUUUACAUGUUUCGACUAGUUAUGAACUUGCGGCGUGGACUACUUGUAAAUAUUUAGAAAUAUAUAGUAUUCGACCAGUGGAAUAUAAUUGUAUAUAUUAUACAAUUACUCUGUAAUCUCUAUACGACGCUACAAGAUAUAUUGUGCAUAUAAAUUAUAUAAAAUGCCUGUAACGAUCGCUUGCAUUGACAUUCAAUGUUUAUAUUCACGCUAAAAAGCAAUAAUAGAUGUGACAUUAAUAUAAAAAUCAAAUUUUAUUAAGAAAACAUUUGAAUAUAGUACAUAUUGCAUUAGUAUAUGUUAAACAUAUAUCAUAUAACUCGUGUAAUCAGAAUUUAUUUGUGUAUGACCAUUUUGUAUGUUAUAUGCAUUAAUGAUAUAUAUUCUACAUGUAAUGACUGCUUGAAGACUGAAAUAGAAUACACUGGACGUAGAGAAUUAUAGGAAAUUAAUUUUUACAACAAAUUCAAUCAAUAUAUGUAUAUACUUAUAUAUUAAAAAGUUAAUUUCACAUGCCGUUAAAAUAAACUGAUUAGCACCUUUAACAAACUAAAAAUUAUUUUUGAUGUUAACAAAUAACCAACGAUAGAAAAAAAUAUUUAUAUAUUGUUCGAAUAUAUAUAUUUAAACUGAGCCAAAAUCGGUCUGUAUAUGAGAUAAAGUGGUCAGGUGCGGGGAUGCUGUAACUAAAACGGUAAUUGACACCGUAUACCCUGGGAAUAGGGUGCUUUUAAUAUGUUAUAUGUCAGUUAUAUAUCGCAUUUUGUUUUUAUAUGCUGUAAUUACUGUCCGUAUAUAUUUUGUGUGAUUUACCAAUAUAUAUAUAUAUAUAUAUCGUAUAUAACUGACAUAUAAGUAUAUAAGGAAGUAUGACAAAAUCGGAGAUUAUUUAACUAAAAAAAAUGUAAAAUAUAAUGUGAAAAAUUCAAAAUGAGUAAACUCCGAUUUUGAGAUGCUCUGUCAUUUUAUAAUAAUGGUGAGAUUUUCUUUUAAUGUUAUUAUAAUUUGGCAUAAACAAAAUGGUCAGCGUAGUAUAGUAUUUUUUUUCUUUUCUAGCUGGCCUAUUGAGAUUUAGCUGUAUAUUUAAUACUGGUUGUCCUUUAAUUCAAUUUUUAUUCAUAUUUGAAUUUGAAUCAGUGUUAAAUUUACAGGCCGAGUAUAAAUAUGUAUAUACAGAAAUAGAUAUAUAUACUCGGCCUGUAACUGCUAAACUGUAAGAUAUUAAGUUCUCUUUAUUUAAGUGACAAAUCGUAAUCAUAAUGAAUUAAAAAAAAGACUAGUAAAUGUGAUUUGUUGAGAACAAACAUUAUGAAAUAAUAUGAAAAAAUCUGAAGAAAAAAAUUGUCGAUGGUUAGUGAGAUAUUUAUGAUGAAUAAGCUAAUUCUGACUCAAACAGCCGAGUCGUGUCAGCUUGAAAUAUUAGUAUUAAGUCCAAUUUAGAUGAUCGAAAAGUAUUAAUUAUUGACAUAGCAUCAAGUCCAUUGAAUAUUGGAUAUUUGGAGAAGUUUGAGGGUAGGAAGAGAGUUGUCACUAGAUGGAAAUAUUGGCGGUACGUGGAUACCUGGAGACUUGAAAGUCCCAAAAUGCAAUCCUUGAUAAGAACAAGAACAAGCAAGAAAUGUACCUUUAAUGUACAUAAUGUCGCAAUAUCAUUGGAAGUAGAUGCUACAGGCGUGUAAACACGUUUGUACCUUGUCACAGUAAACAAUCUAUUGGUAAUGUGUAAAAAUGUUUGGUGUUAUCAAUAAUAUUACUGUAACAAAGCACUAAUUUUACUUUACAUAACUUUGGUUUCCAUAGUCUUAACUUCGAAUUGACACGGCUCGGCUGUAUGCGAACAAUGCCUUAGUAAAGGCGUGACCCCUUUGUUCAUAAAAACUAAACCUACAAACUAAUAUAGUUUUGUCUCUUUCUUUCAAUAAAGGUUUAAUGUUUUUAUGAAUAAAGGGCUUAGUAUUGUUUCAAUGAUAGAACGAGACGGAAUAUCAAUACUUAAGCGUUUGAGACAGUUGUGACUAUAUGAUUCGGCCAAUCAAUUUUGCCUAAAACGAAAAACUGUUACUCAUUUUUCGCGCCAAUUUAUUUUGAUGACAUUUUUUGGCUGUUGACUGGCAUUCAUGUUCUAAUUGUAUAAUACAGGCGUUUAUAGAAAUAAAUGUUAUUUUUUUAUUAAAAUACUAUUUUUAUUUUCAAUUCGUUCAAUUUUCAACCCUAUACCCGCUUGUAGUAAAGUUAGCGAUCAACUGUUGGGUUCUUUUAUGCAAAAUUUGUUGGCCCAACUAUAUUCAAUACAUCGCAGACUUGUAAUAAAAUACAUUAACUCAAAACAAAUGUUUUUGGUAAAUCGACUAUAAUGAUUAAACUUUGAAGUCGUUUUUCUAGAGCUGUAUAAAUAUUGUCAUAUAACAGUCUAGAUUCUAGAAUUUGUUUUUUUAUGAUUAUCAUAUUUUGUGAACAAUCUUGGUAUGAUUUGUUUUGUGUUAUAAAGUUAAGUAGUUAGAAUAAAAGAGUUUUUGGUUUGUUCAUG
This is a messenger RNA of Achroia grisella, 5057 nucleotides long. It is a transcript of the gene CycT, whose product is annotated as cyclin-T-like. Gene Ontology annotation, biological process: positive regulation of DNA-templated transcription, elongation; regulation of transcription by RNA polymerase II. The coding region runs from base 14 to 2374 and encodes 786 amino acids. The transcript is spliced from 9 exons. NCBI's taxonomy places the organism in Eukaryota, Metazoa, Arthropoda, Insecta, Lepidoptera, Pyralidae. Gene Ontology annotation, cellular component: cyclin/CDK positive transcription elongation factor complex; nucleus. Gene Ontology annotation, molecular function: cyclin-dependent protein serine/threonine kinase activator activity. The record is from RefSeq and is a predicted model, not a curated record.